Messenger RNA from Pyrus x bretschneideri (Chinese white pear), 1261 nucleotides. Its product is annotated as gamma-interferon-responsive lysosomal thiol protein. The record is from RefSeq and is a predicted model, not a curated record. The coding region runs from base 231 to 1028 and encodes 265 amino acids. NCBI's taxonomy places the organism in Eukaryota, Viridiplantae, Streptophyta, Magnoliopsida, Rosales, Rosaceae. Gene Ontology annotation, molecular function: oxidoreductase activity, acting on a sulfur group of donors, disulfide as acceptor. The transcript is spliced from 6 exons.
GCUGUGUCCCGACAGUUAUCAAUUCAUUGUUAAUGAUCUGAUCAAGCUCUUCGAAACCGGAAUCAUCUCCGUCACCGAUCUGAAGCUCUAUCCCUACGGCAACGCCAGGAUUGGAUCCAACAGCACCAUCACUUGCCAGGAUUCACAAAUGGCGUAAUUAACGCUUGAGUGACAACCCCACAAACACCUAAUAAGCUCUUCCUUUCUCUUUCAGCUUUCCUAAUCAUUCAAUGGCGUCCGCUCGGCUUGAAAGUAGAACCCUUUCUUUUUCUCUUAUGUCCUGCCUCGUCUUGGUUGCUGUGUUCAUACCCCCUUCUUCUGCAGCCAGAACUCCACCUUCAGAUUCUGGUAAAGUUUCGUUGGCUUUGUAUUAUGAGUCCCUCUGCCCCUACAGUGCCAACUUCAUUGUGAAUUACCUUGUCAAGCUCUUCGAAGAUGACCUGAUCUCCAUUGUUGAUCUCAAGCUUUCUCCUUGGGGUAAUGCCAAGCUCAGAAGCAACGACACAUUCACUUGCCAGCAUGGUCCGUCUGAAUGUUUAUUGAACACUGUGGAAGCCUGUGCGAUCGAGAUCUGGCCUGCAUUGAACGAUCAUUUUCCUUUCAUUUAUUGCGUCGAGAGUUUGGUUUACAAGCACAAGUACCCCCAGUGGGAGUCAUGUUACGAGAAACUGGGCUUGGAUUCAAAACCUAUUGCUGAAUGCUACAGCAGUGGACUUGGUAAAGAGCUUGAACUACAGUAUGCAGCUGAAACCAGUGCACUCCAGCCUCCGCAUCAGUAUGUGCCAUGGGUAGUUGUGGAUGGACAGCCACUUUAUGAGGACUACGAAAACUUCCUGAGCUAUGUCUGCAAUGCCUAUAAUGGCACCACUGCCCUCGAGGCCUGCAGUAAAAUAUCCCUCAAUACCAGGAAAAGUUCCAAAUCUACCCAUUCCGUUGGCUGCGAGGGAAAUAUGCCAGCAGUAUUAGGAAGAAUAGGAUCGACCAUAAAAUCGUGGAUCCGUCAAAUGAACCUGGCAAUUUGGAUGUAGACGUUCAUGGUGUGAUAGCUUGAAGUUCAUGUAGCUUCUUCAUAUUUCCCGUUUCCAAUGGAGUGCAGUUACUUUGUGAGUUUGUUGGUACUGAACUAAGACCCUUACUGUGCUGGGAGUGUGUAUUUCUCAUUACUGUGCUCAAUAAAUAUACAGGAACAGAAAUAUGUCGUGUAAAUGAAUUCUGUUUAUUUAAUUUAAAUAUAUAAUAUAGUAAACUUUAGUAUUGAAAA